AUGUCCAUGCUGCCGACGUUCGGCUUCACGCAGGAGCAAGUGGCGUGCGUGUGCGAGGUUCUGCAGCAGGGCGGCAAUAUCGAGCGCCUGGGCCGCUUCUUGUGGUCCUUGCCGGCGUGCGAGCACCUCCACAAGAACGAGAGCGUGCUCAAAGCCAAGGCGGUGGUGGCGUUCCACCGCGGCAACUUUCGCGAGCUCUAUAAGAUACUGGAGAGCCAUCAGUUCUCGCCGCACAACCACCCCAAGCUGCAGCAGCUGUGGCUCAAAGCGCACUACAUCGAGGCGGAGAAGCUGCGCGGACGGCCGCUGGGCGCCGUCGGCAAGUACCGAGUGCGUCGGAAGUUUCCGCUGCCGCGCUCCAUCUGGGACGGCGAGGAGACCAGCUACUGCUUCAAGGAAAAGAGUCGUAGCGUGCUGCGUGAGUGGUACACGCACAACCCUUAUCCAUCCCCGCGGGAGAAGCGAGAGCUGGCCGAGGCCACGGGACUCACCACCACGCAGGUCAGCAAUUGGUUCAAGAACCGGCGGCAGCGGGACCGUGCGGCUGAGGCCAAGGAGAGAUAUGCGGAGAACAAUGAGAACUCAAACAACAGCAACAAUAAUAACGGCAAUCCUCUGACUUCCUCCCUAAACGGAACUAAAACUCUUUUGGGAAGCUCGGACGAUGACAAGACGCCGGCGGGCACGCCCGAUCACCACACGUCCCCGAGCCCGGCGCUGAUGCUGGGCUCGGGCGGGGGCCAGCUGGCCCCCUUGCACGGCCUGGCGCCCCCGCCCGGGCCCAGCGCCAUCCCGGUGCCUGGAGGCGGUGGCGGCGACCCGGUGCAUCACCACCACCAUCACCACCACCACCACCAUUCGAUGCACCACGACACCAUACUGAACCCUAUGUCGUCAAACUUGGUGGACUUGGGCUCGUAG
Nerophis lumbriciformis (worm pipefish) is the source of this 921-nucleotide messenger RNA. Lineage: Eukaryota; Metazoa; Chordata; Actinopteri; Syngnathiformes; Syngnathidae. The record is from RefSeq and is a predicted model, not a curated record.